AGCAUUUUGCAUUGCGUAUUCUUAGCACUUAGCACUAAUCCUCUGAAAGUUUGGCUCCACCCACAAACCCCUGACCGAAACUUCAAGGGAGGAGUCUAGUCAGUUUCCAACCACCAAUUGCAGUGCUCUAAGCUCAAAGUGCAAAAUCAAAGCAGAAGCGCCUGCGUAAGUCAACAACGUUUCCGCCAUUCUUUGAAACAAUUCCAGAUCCUUUGGAGCGUGUGUCCAAAAUUUAGUUUCUUUUCGCUGCUCCCCAAAUAAGUCGCAAAAUUGUGCUCCAAGGCAGCCACUUCUUAAUCGGAUAAUUUCACUGAAUCCAUUUCUCGACUGCGUUGCGAUGGCCAGUUCAAGUGGAGAACCUGCUGAUGAAGUGGCUAAUAAGCGUCCUCGUCUGGUGGGCAACCCCAAGGCCCCCAAAAUAGUUGAGCCCCCACCGCCCAGUCGCCCGGUCGCCAACCGGGUGCCCAAGUGCGCCCGCUGCCGAAACCAUGGGAUCAUUUCAGAGCUACGGGGUCACAAGAAGCUCUGCACCUACAAGAACUGCAAGUGCGCCAAGUGUGUCCUGAUCUUUGAGAGGCAACGCAUCAUGGCCGCGCAGGUUGCCCUGAAGCGUCAGCAGGCGGUGGAGGAUGCGAUUGCCAUGCGGCUGGUGGCCAACAAAACGGGUCGUUCCAUCGAUGCACUGCCGCCAGGCAACAUAUUCGGUCUGACCGUGACGCAACCCAGCUCACCGCGCUCCAAGCGGGAGGAUGACCACGCGGAGAAGCCUCUGUCAGAGGAGCAGCAGCAGCAGCAGCUGAAGCAGAAGGAGGAGAAGGAGGAGUACUGCGGAUCGCCGGCGGUGGCCCAGGACCUCAGUGCUCCCCGACGGGAUAACGUCUCCCAAACGGCCAUUGACAUGCUGGUCCAGCUCUUUCCCCAGCGCAAGCGAUCUGUCCUGGAGCUGGUGCUCAAGCGCUGCGAUCUCGACCUGAUCCGGGCCAUCGAGAAUGUCUCGCCCACCGGCAAGUCCUCGCCAGUGGACGUCACUACCCACCAGGUGCCCAGCCAGGAGUCGGGCAUGCUGCCCGCUGUGCCACAGCCCACGCCCCCCAGGAGCAGCGCCUUCAGGCCUGUGAUAACAGAUCAGUACCAGAGCAAAUCGGUGGUCGAGCUGAAGCCGCCGGUCUUCGGAAGCAGUGCAUCGGCGGCGGCAGCGGCCAUUUGUGCGUAUCCCAAGUGGUUUGUGCCGCUUUCCUUUCCGGUGACCAUGGGCCACCUCUCCAACCUGGCGCCCCGAUGCACCUUGCCCAACUGCGCCUGUCUGGACAGCUACCAGUUCCACUAGGAGCCCACCCAUCAAGUACUAUACUAUUAUAACUCGUCAACUAUAACUUUAAUGCAAUAAAUUUAUUUAACCUAA
This is a messenger RNA of Drosophila yakuba, 1402 nucleotides long. RefSeq names its product doublesex- and mab-3-related transcription factor A2 (gene dmrt93B). Gene Ontology annotation, biological process: regulation of transcription by RNA polymerase II; sex differentiation. The coding region runs from base 338 to 1327 and encodes 329 amino acids. Lineage: Eukaryota; Metazoa; Arthropoda; Insecta; Diptera; Drosophilidae. Gene Ontology annotation, cellular component: nucleus. Gene Ontology annotation, molecular function: DNA-binding transcription factor activity, RNA polymerase II-specific; RNA polymerase II cis-regulatory region sequence-specific DNA binding. The transcript is spliced from 3 exons. The record is from RefSeq and is a predicted model, not a curated record.